AAGGCUGCCAAACUUGGUGAUCAACUUGAAAAUGCCCUUACAUUUGAUAAGGACAAACAUGAUGACCACGAGAAAGCGGAAGCUCUCAUCAUCGUCGAAGAUUCAGCCACUCCUGAAAAAUGCAAAGAAAUCGUUUCUGGUCAAAAAGAUGAUGGUUGUAUUGAAUUGGGUGAUUCAGUUUGUGAAGAACUAGAUGCUCCUAAGGAAGAAGUUAUUACAACAAUUCAAAAGAAGAUUAAAAAUGAUAAACUUAAAUCACCCGAGCAUUCACCAAGUCUUGAAACUGCAGUUAAUCUUGCAUACCUUAAGAAAGCCGCAUCUCAAUAUGGGGAUUUAUGGAAAGAUAAAUAUAGUAAAGCCCGUGAAUAUCUAUCAAACCAAAUAGGAGAUAAAAAAGCUGAAGAGGAAUUAAUAAAAUGUGCCGAUGAUUAUGUAAUUGAGAAUGCCACAAAGAAAGUGAUUAAAGAUAAAAAGAGAAAUGCAGUAGUUACCAUACAAAAUUCGACUACACCAGAAAAAU
Dentiscutata erythropus is the source of this 520-nucleotide messenger RNA. Lineage: Eukaryota; Fungi; Glomeromycota; Glomeromycetes; Diversisporales; Gigasporaceae. The record is from the annotation of a GenBank genome assembly.